UCACAUCAAUAAAUGGCAACUUCAUUUUCAUCCUCAUUGUUUUCUUCUCCUAAUUUCACACUCACUUCGACCCGACCAUCAUUUUCACAUUCACAUUCAACUUCAUUCUCAAAUUCAAAUUCAAUUUCUAUCACAAGAUAUCCGAUUUCCGCUGCCUACGCCACAACCGCAGAGAGGACGGCGGCAUCAGUGACAGAGACUAACAGAUCGUACGGUAGUUACAGUCAACGAUCACUGUACGAGGUGCUUGGUGUUGAGAUUGGAGCAGAUACACGAGAGGUGAAAUCGGCGUACCGGAGAUUAGCUAGAGUUUUGCAUCCGGAUGUGGGAAGUUGUGAGUCGUCCGCGGAUGAGUUUAUGAGAGUGCAUUCUGCGUAUGCUACGCUUGCGGAUCCGGUGAAGCGAGCGGAGUAUGAUCGGAGUUUGGUGCAGACAAGGAUGGGAGGUGUGUGUCCGGUCGGUGGUUGUAGGAGUGGUAGUAGAAGAAGGUGGGAGACUGAUCAGUGUUGGUAGAAUGUGAAUGUUAAAGUUUGAUAGAUAUAGAUAUUUUAAUGAUCUUGAAUUUGUAAAUAUGUAGACUAAAUUGGGUUAAUAUUAAGAUCAACUUGACCAAAACUUGAUUUGAUACUAUAAAUAGUUGUUGAUUUUGCAAGUGCAUAUUCAUUGAAAAGUAUUAAAA
Helianthus annuus (common sunflower) is the source of this 679-nucleotide messenger RNA. Its product is annotated as chaperone protein dnaJ 11, chloroplastic. Lineage: Eukaryota; Viridiplantae; Streptophyta; Magnoliopsida; Asterales; Asteraceae. The record is from RefSeq and is a predicted model, not a curated record. The transcript has a single exon. Bases 13 to 513 code for a protein of 166 amino acids.